UGUGACUUGUUUACGAUUUUAGUGUUAUCAUUAAAGGAUUUAAUAACAUUAGAUAAGCCAUAUCUACUAUGCUGACAUUGUGAAUUUCAGCUUGGAUCAUAUUAUUAUUAUUCGAAAUUACAUAAGAAUAUCCAGCUUAUACAAUAGAAAUUUAUUCGUUUGCACAUGCAUGUGAUCAAGCACAACUGCAGCCAAUUGGUGAUUCGGCAAGAUUGGUGACAUACUGAGCUCAUAUGUACAUAUAUACACAAUGAGUGAUAAAGGCUGGAAAUAUGUUUUGUGUGGUGGCAUGGCCGGUGGCACAGAAGUGCUCAUCACAUUUCCCACCGACUACGUAAAGACACAGCUGCAGCUAGAUGAAAAAGGCGAUAAAAAGAAGUACAGUGGUGUGUUUGAUUGUUUUAGGAAGACUACAAAGCAGUAUGGCUUCUUCGGGCUGUACCGUGGAAUGAGUGCUUUGCUUUAUGGCAGCAUACCAAAAACAGCAGUAUGCUUUGGCUCAUUUGAAUAUUUUAAGUCAUAUUUAGUGGAUGAAAACAAAAUCUUGUCAACGUACAACAGCUUCUUGUGUGGGUUUGCCAGUGGCAUAAUAGAAUCCAUUGUUGUCACAACACCGAUGGAAACCUUAAAGGUGAAGCUAAUAAAUGAUCGACGUAGUGAGAAACCGCGAUUUCACGGAUUUUUUCACGCUGCCCGUGUCAUUUUAAAAACUGAAGGAUUUCGAGGAAUUUACAUGGGCCUCACACCCACGCUACUCCGACAAUGCUCAAAUCAUGCAAUCCGUUUUCCAGUAAUGGAGACAUUCAAGAAUUACUAUAAAGGCGACGACCCAACUCGGAAGCCACCGAAAUGGCUGGUGGCUGUUGUCGGAUUGAUAGCAGGUGGCAGUGCGGUGUUGGUCAAUACACCAGUUGAUACUUUAAAAACACGCAUGCAAGGUCUAGAAGCAGCUAAAUAUGAAAAUAUAUUGGAUUGUGUAUUGAAAAUAUAUCGUAACGAAGGAGUGUUGGCUUUUUAUAAAGGCAUGACACCAAGAUUCAUACGGUUAUCUCUACAAGCUUGUUGUAUUUUUACACUGUACGAUGUGUAUACGGAAGCAUUCGAUAAAAUUGAAAAUUUUUCAAGAGGAACUAAAAUUAAAAGUUGAUGAUUAGUAUACUCUCUCUAAACGGACACCACUACUAGACACAAACUCUUCUUGAACCGACAUUUUCCUCUUAGUUUCGGAAUAAAUUAGCCGUUGUUCAGAGGAUAACCCUCUUGAGCGUACAACUGAUUUUCGACAGUUGUUAUAUAGUCAAUUUGUGUAAUAAUAUAGAUAGAACAAAUAUUUAUUUUUAAAUGUAUAUUAAAUAAUUAUGU
Molecule: messenger RNA, 1362 nt
Organism: Anastrepha obliqua
Lineage: Eukaryota; Metazoa; Arthropoda; Insecta; Diptera; Tephritidae
Product: tricarboxylate transport protein, mitochondrial-like
Exons: 4
Coding region: 251-1147 (298 amino acids)
Biological process (GO): mitochondrial citrate transmembrane transport
Source: RefSeq, a predicted model, not a curated record